ACAACCCACUUCAACUUUUGUCUGAAACAACAGCACAGCAACACAGAGACAGUUCUUUGCCUGCGCUUUCAAACAUGUUAGGUACAGGCAGACCUCUCUUCGUUCUCUUCGGAUCUUCCAUCGUUCAGUUUAGUUUCAGCAACGAAGGUUGGGGUUCCAUUCUUACUCAUACGUACGCUCGCAAGGCAGACAUAAUACUGCGAGGAUACGCAGGGUGGAACUCGAGGCGUGCUUUAGAGGUUCUAACCAAAGUCUUUCCACAGGAUGGUGUUGUACAACCUUCAUUGGUGAUAGUUUACUUUGGUGGCAAUGACUCAAUUGAACCCCACCCAUCUGGCCUUGGCCCCCAUGUACCUCUUCCUGAAUAUGUUGACAACAUGAAGAAGAUCGCUAUGCAUCUCCAGGGCCUAUCAGAGAAGACUCGUGUGAUGUUUCUUACUACUCCACCGGUGAAUGAGGAACAAAUACAUGAAAUCCUCGGUAUUUCGGGUCGGACCAACGGAGGCAGCCGGGUCUAUUCCGAAGCUUGUUUAAAGCUAUGCCAAGAAAUGGGUGUAAAAUGUGUUGAUCUUUGGACUGCAAUCCAGCAAAGAGAUGACUGGAUGACUACUUGUUUUACGGAUGGCAUCCAUUUCUCUUCCGAGGGGAACAAGGUGGUGGCUAAAGAGAUCUUGAAAGCAAUAGAAGAGGCAGAUUGGGAACCAAGUUUAUGCAGCACCUCAUUGCCAAUUGAAUUCGGCGAAGAUUCAACUUCUGAACACGUGAAUCAGGAUGGAAAGACCGUGAAUGUUUCAGACCUUGAAUUCCCACCACCUGCCAAAUUAUGAUCUAUGAUCAUGUUAGGUUCCCCUUCAUUUUAGGUUUAAUUUUGCCCACGGUCCUUGGUACUCUUUGGACUAUUAAAAUUUAGCUGCUCAAUAUUA
Hibiscus syriacus is the source of this 923-nucleotide messenger RNA. RefSeq names its product GDSL esterase/lipase CPRD49-like. The coding region runs from base 75 to 827 and encodes 250 amino acids. The record is from RefSeq and is a predicted model, not a curated record. The transcript has 5 exons. NCBI's taxonomy places the organism in Eukaryota, Viridiplantae, Streptophyta, Magnoliopsida, Malvales, Malvaceae.